Messenger RNA from Drosophila albomicans, 2708 nucleotides. RefSeq names its product probable serine/threonine-protein kinase DDB_G0282963. Bases 671 to 2530 code for a protein of 619 amino acids. The record is from RefSeq and is a predicted model, not a curated record. The transcript is spliced from 3 exons. Lineage: Eukaryota; Metazoa; Arthropoda; Insecta; Diptera; Drosophilidae.
AACGCCUGCGGCUAGAACCAACGACUGAUAUCGAACCCUGCUUCGACUUCCACUUCGACUUUCAUGCCCACUUCGACUUCGUCCACCAAGCAAGCUGACCGCAACGGCGACUGAUAGUCGUUGUUUGUCUUGUCACUCGAGAUCGCGAUCGCUCAUCGUUCACUUGUCGCCCGGCUCGCUGUGGUCACAUUCCAACAUCGACUUCGGCUUCCAGCUUCAUUCCGAACAAACUCUCUCGCGAUCUUGCGUUCGUGUGUGUGUGUGCGUGCUUGUGUGUGUUUGGCAUUUGUUUUGCUUUGGCGUCGUCGCAGUUGCUUGGCCACUACUCUCUCUCUCUUUCUCUGUCUCUCUAGACGGGAUGCCGCUGCAUUGGUUCUAAUCUCGGCUUAAUCCAUACAGCCAUUGCAUUCUAAUUGUGCAUUCUUCAAAAACACACAAAAGUAUUGAUUGCAUCUUCAAUGCAAAUGUGAUAUGCGAGGAGCGUCAAUUAAAUCGAAAAGUUGCAACGCUGUCCGUGGCAAGUAUUCAUUAUGUGAACCAUCCAUGGAUCACGAGGAGUAGGAGUAGUAGCCAGCCAGCCAGCCAGCCAGCCAGCGAGCAUAAAAAGUAGCAGGUGCCUCACCCCAAUUCAAAUUUCGAAGCAGCGCAGCGCGGGCAGCGGACACAGGAAAUGCUGAAACACGCCUCGAAUGCGACGAGCAAUGCGACAGCGACGUCGACGUCGACGGCGACAGCGACGUCAGGAACAACUGCUGUUGCUGUUGCCACCACCAAUGGCCAGCUGCUGCGCACCACAAGCAAUUGCAACAGCAACAACAACAUCAACAACAACAACAGCAGCACUGCGAGCAGCAACAGCAGCAGUAAUAACAACACACCCUCAACGACGACGGCAGCAGGCGGCGGCAACUGCGGCAGCAGCAGCCCAGCUGCAGUUGGCAAUGCCACCGCCAAUGUUGCUGCUGCUGCUGCUGCGGGAGCGACGUCACCAACGCCAGCAGCUGUGGCAAGCACGGCACGCAACAUUCACCUGCGACCGCCGCAGCCGUUGAACAUCAGUGCGCUGAACGCGUCGACGUGCAGCGGCAGCAAUGUGGCACGUGGCAACAACACGAGCAACCUGCUCAACAUUGCCACAAUGCCAACGCUGAUGCCGCCAAUGAAGCCCCUCACACCGCUCACGCCCAAUGGCAACAGCAACAACAUUAGCAUCAGCAACAACAACAUCAACAACAACAACAGUCUGCAUCAUCAUCAUACGUACACCAAUCAACACAUGCUCGCGAGCAACAGCAGCAGCAGCAACAAUCAGUUGCACUUGCAGUUCCAGCAGCAACAUCAACAUCAACAACAACAUCAGCAGCAACAGCAGCAGCAAUUGCAAGCAGCGGGACAGCAACAGCAACUGAUUGCCAAUCACAGCAAUCACAGCAUGCUCAGCACCACCACCAACAACAACAACAACACGCUGCAUAAUUACAGUCAGUGCAACAACAACAACAACAUCAACAAUAACAACAACUUUGGCAGCAGUUUAAAGACAACCAAACAUGGACCAGGACCACGCGAAGUUCUCACCAGCCUAGGAUUGCUUUGUUUGGUAUCGCUCUUGUUGGCCUUGCUGUCGCUCAUCUUUCUGCUGAAGAUCUCGCCAAACAGUCGCGAGGAGGCGCUGAGCCGGAGCAGCAGCAGCAACAUCAAUACUAUCAGCAACAGUAACAACGAGGACUUCAUCAUCGUCUACGAUGUGACAUUGGCCCUCUGCGCUCUGUCGCUCUCUCUGAAUCUCUGCUGUCUGCUCGUCUGUGCCAUACAGUUCCUGUUCGCCGUGAAGCUGCUCCGCUCGCCGAUGUUCGAUGGCCGGGACAACAAGUACCUGGAGAAGUCGAGUGCCAGUCGAACGUGCGCCGUUAGCGGUUUCUUCAUCUCGAUCCCUGUUUUUCUCACCGGCAUCAUACUGUACACAUUCAAUCACUUCCAUUCGACGCCGGCGAUCAUUACGAGCGUGCUCAUCGGCGUUGGGAUUGUGUUCUGUGGCGGCGCCAUGGUGCACAAUGUGUUUGUGUGGCAGAAGGAGAAGACGAUCAGCUAUCGCAGUCCAAUUGCCCCGCUUACCCCAUCAUCACUUACCCAGCUCCCGCCGCCCGUUCAGUUCUAUCAUCAGCAGACGUCGCAGUCGUCGCAUCCUCAAGCUCAAGUGUUGCAUCACUCGCUGCUGCAUCAUCAUCAUCCCACCUCGGUGACGCCGGUGUCGCCAAAUCAUUCGCAUGGCAGCUUCAAUCCGCUGCUCUGCGCAGCUGGCGCCAUUCCAGCCACAGCGCCUCCGUUCCUUGUGCGUCCGGCAACGGCGACGCCGCCAACGCCGAAACCCAUCAACAUUGGCGUUGGCAUCGUGGCCACCACGACGGCCAAUGGCAGCUGUCUUUUGGGACGCGAGCUCAGCGGUUCGGUCAGUCCGGGGAUUCCCCCGACGCUGGACAUGAGCAACAUCACAAACAUUUCGCUGCACGAACUCUCGACACUCGUCUAACACAAAUACGCAUUAAGCUUUAGCUUUUAAGUUCUGUCCUCUUCUUGCCAACUAUUGUAAAUAUCUGUACAUAGCUGUAAUCAUUUUUUUUUGUCAUUGCAUUUAUUUAUAUUUAGUGCGCAUAACCCCAACGAUCACAAAAUCUUGAAAUCUUCAUGUUAUUAUAAAGUGUAAUUGG